UGCUGUGAGUUGGUGUUUUGUGUUUAUUAAACUACUAAAUUUAAAAUGAUGUCCGACGGGCGAAGUCUUUUAAAUACAUCAGCUGCAUCAUCAAAAAUAGGUUGUGAUGAGGAUCCUGAGGUUGUAGCGGUCAAGAAGUACGUAAAAGAUUUAUUGAAAUCUCGUAUUUUCCUCGGCCGCUAUUUAGAAAGGAGAUUGAUCGAUCAACUUAGCUGCUAUCGUGAUAUUGUACUUUUGAGUCCUGCCGAAACCGAACUUAAACGAGAUUUACUAGAAGCCGAGGCAAAAUUAAGCAGCAUAUUUUCCAAUGGACUUUGGAUUGGCGUCACAAGUGCAGAAAAAAUUGGAAACUCCAGCGGCGUUUGUAUAUGGACGGAGAUUGAUGAUCAACCGCUUGGCGCUUUUUGGUUUCAAAUUAAAAGUGUCAGGUUUAGAGAAAACGAAGUUAUAUUAGCAUUAAAAUGCAUAAGGCAUAUUUCUGAUGCUUAUCUAGAGAUGGAACCGAUUCUUACGGGAUCAGCAAAGAAAAAUGUAGAAAGUUCAGAAAAUAUUCUAGAUAACAGUGUAGUAUCAUUAAAGGAAUCUUACAACGAUCUGCUAAUCAGCAUUAAAAGUGCCUUGUCAAUAACAAAUGUAAAAGAGUUUUUCACAUUUUUAAUUGCUUUUGCCAUAGCAGUUGUCACUGGUAGUACAACUUUUGUUAGUUUUCUUGGCAACUUCAUAUUGGCACUGAUAAGAGAAAUUUCUAUUUUUGUUAAAAAUUCUACUCCUAUGUUCUUAGGAAUCCUGGACUUUUUUGGUAAAAUUGUUGGUGGUUUUUAUAUACUUUUAGCUAUGUUAUUUAAGCCCAAUACACCUGUCAGAGUGAGCCGAAGAGCCCUACCUUAUGAUGGUCAGUUACAUAGUUAUAAUCAAUUUAGUGGUAAAGACUUUGACUAAUAUGUAAAAAAGAAAAUGUUUAUGUACUGUUACAUUAUGUAAUUACCAUAUAAUCAAGUGCAAUGCACUUUUACAUCAUAACUGGUUUGGUAGUAAUUAAUGCUUAAUGUGUGGUGUAGUGUUUUAGUAAAACAUAUUAUCCAGCAUUUUAACUAUUAUUAAAUUGUUGCAUUUUAAGCAACAUUCCAAUCCCAUGCAUUUCAUCUACAUCUGUAGAUAAAGUCUUAUAUAAAAAUAUUGU
This is a messenger RNA of Papilio machaon (common yellow swallowtail), 1180 nucleotides long. RefSeq lists its product as uncharacterized. The coding region runs from base 46 to 939 and encodes 297 amino acids. The transcript has a single exon. The record is from RefSeq and is a predicted model, not a curated record. Lineage: Eukaryota; Metazoa; Arthropoda; Insecta; Lepidoptera; Papilionidae.